CGUGUCCAACGCAUGUUUUGUCGUGGUGCUUAUGGCUUGAGUUGUCCUUUCCUAAACAUCAACACCGUCAGAACAGGUUUGGAACAUUCCAUCCUACGUUAGUGUCCACUGAAGUUAGAAGCAGUUUAUGCUGCCACGAUGAAUUCGAUCAAUUGUAGCAGCUCAGCCGGGCGAACGAAUUCCUUAGCGCUUUCGGGGGCCUCAAGCAUCGUUUCCUUGCCAAGCACCAGCGGACGCCGCGCUUAUGGCGAGCUGUGUGUAGAGCGUAUGUGCCCUAUGCGUCUACACACGGCUAGGCAUGUCAUGGCGCGCGCAGCGGGCAAGCGAACAGCGACGACAGUUUCGAGUAGCCUUGUGGCUGUGCUUAAGGACGAGAUCAAGUAUGAGCGGGAGUCAUAUCGACGUGAUGAGUUUCUCACUCAAGGCCCGCCAUGUAACUUUGAGCUACAAGACGCAAAAGGGACAGCUGCAUUCUUGCUUACAAAGCAAUUCAAGGACGAGGAGAUCACUGUCCGCGUCAAUCUGGACCAGGGGGACGAAUCUGAGGAGGGGGAGGAUGCAGCUGAGCUGUUCGGAGGCGGCGACGACGAUGAAGACGAGGAGGAGGCGCCCGUCGAUUUCAUGGUUACGAUUGAGAGGGACGGAACCGACGUUCUUGUCUUCGAGUGCGAAAGCAACGGCGAGUACUUGACCAUAAAACGUGUUGCAAUGCACAAUUUAUUAGAGGAAGAGGGAGGGGUACCACCCUACCGCGGGCCCGCCUUCAACGACCUCGAUGACACCCUGCAGCAGGCGUUUGUCGACUUCCUUGAAGAGCGGGGUGUGAACGCGGUACUAGGGUGGUACAUCCGCACCUACAUGGCUGACAAAACCGCGCUAGAAUACCAGCAAUGGCUUGCGCGGGUACGGGAUUUCGUUGGGCAAUGAGAGGUGGAAUGGGAGCGGGCCGCUGGAACACGUUGCCCUCGGCUUUGACUUUGCUUUGACUGGUGGCUUGCAGCUCGAUGUAUGAUCCGGUACGGGGCAUGGGCGUGCGAGUAAACGCUAUCGAGCAGUGGUUAAACCCAUCCUAACCCUUUCUGGUGUUGGCUUACCUACCAACCAACACAUAUCAUGUAACGCUGUGCGCAGCUGUCUAUUUAGAACGCAUCUUCCGUCCGUUCUCUUCAUCCUCUAUCUGGCCGAAUCGCCAUGUCCUCUACGGGCCAUGUCCAC
This is a messenger RNA of Astrephomene gubernaculifera, 1215 nucleotides long. Lineage: Eukaryota; Viridiplantae; Chlorophyta; Chlorophyceae; Chlamydomonadales; Astrephomenaceae. The record is from the annotation of a GenBank genome assembly.